Molecule: messenger RNA, 11222 nt
Organism: Dunckerocampus dactyliophorus (ringed pipefish)
Lineage: Eukaryota; Metazoa; Chordata; Actinopteri; Syngnathiformes; Syngnathidae
Product: matrix-remodeling-associated protein 5
Exons: 16
Coding region: 792-7997 (2401 amino acids)
Cellular component (GO): extracellular region
Molecular function (GO): protein binding
Source: RefSeq, a predicted model, not a curated record
CCCUUUUCGUCUAUGUGAUCUUCUUAUUUGAUCAUAUUCUCUCCAAACCUUUCCAAACUCAGGCACCAUGUUUCAAGCUAUGGUCUCUGUUUUUACUGUUGUCUGUUACGUCCGUCCUCUCCCUCUGUCUCUAGGGAGAAUGGUAAAACCAUUAGUGAGGAAGACUGAGUCCGACGGUAUCUUUGACCCAGGAAAACAAUUCCAGACCACUUGAUAGUGGAGACCAGUUUUAAAGACGUCUUUAUUGCUCUUUAAAGUCACGGCAGACCUUGUUGCAGCAAAAGGGUUUGGUCUUACCUUAGAAGCAUGAGAGGUGAUGAUGAGACGUGUGAUUACUACAUUAAGAUAAAGACAUUAAAAUGUUACAUUAUAGAACUAGUGUAAUACGAUCGCUAAGGUAAAGUCAGGGUCUAGGACUCAGGUCUUCUCCAGAGCACAAGAGGAGCAUUCCAGAAACUCAUAGCUUGCGUUCUACAGUUCACCCUGACCUUUGACUCGACUAAGGAAGCAGAAACACACAGGUCAAUUCUUCCAAUGCCUUCCUACAAGCAAACCUGUGACUUGCCUCUAAACACUUAUGUGCGGGCUGUGUAUGUUUCAUACUGUGUACCUUCAAAAUAGGUUCAAUUCAUCUAAGUACUUCAUUCCAGAUAAUGUCCUCAAGCUUCAACAUAGCUAGUUUAUUAUUAGCCUUCCAUUUUGUAAAUGGACCACCAGUGAAUGGCAAAAUUUAACAAUUCAUCACUUCCUGCAGAUGCAUUAAUGGCGUGAGCAGCUUCAGUGAUUAAGUUAUGGAGUUGUGGUGGUGCACCAAGAUCUUCUGCAGGUUGGCGACAGUGGCCUUUCCCCUGAUCAUCACAUCGCUACUAUGGCUAACGAUCACCCCCGUCCAGACUGCACCUUCCUGUCCACGGAGCUGUAGCUGUCCAGGUGUUAAAGACGUCCACUGUACUUUCAGACAUCUCACAGCCAUACCAAAAAAUUUUCCCAAAGACACAGAGAGGCUCAAUUUAGGAUAUAAUAGCCUGACUGAGGUGGAAGGGUCCGAAUUCAGGUCACUACGGCAAUUGGAAAUGCUCAUGUUACAUGGUAACGACAUAAGCACUGUCCAAGAUGGAGCAUUUUACAGCUUGCGGUCGCUACAGAUAAUGAAGCUGAGUUACAACAAGCUAACAACAGUGACCCCUGGUUUGUUUGAGGGUCUUGUUGGUCUGGUUCGUCUCCAUCUGGACCACAACCUCAUCAGCUUUAUCGAGCCAUACUCAUUUUCGGGUUUGACUUCUCUCAAACUGUUACAACUGGAGGGAAAUCUUCUUAAAGAGAUCCAUCCUCAUACCUUCAUUACAGUGUCCCUGCUUGGAAACUUUUGGACCUCUGGACUCAAACACUUACACCUUUCAGACAAUCUGUUGGAUCAGCUCCCUGCCUCUGCAUUGAACACAGCUCCCAGGCUGGAGCUCCUCUCUCUUCAUGGUAACCCCUGGACUUGUGAUUGUCAGCUUCACUGGCUGGUACAGUGGAGCUCCACACAUGAAGGAGUAAUAAAGUGUAAAAAGGAACGUGAAACCAGCACAGCUGAGAUUUGUCCCCAGUGUUUCUCACCUCAACCCCUGAACGGUACCCUCUUGCUUGGGUUAACUGAAGACCAGCUUACCUGUGAGAGGCCAGCUCUUCACUCUUCCCUGAAACUCUGGGACAACCCAGUGUGGGCUGAAUCUGAUACAGAACCUGACCUCCCAUACACCCGUGAUCUUGAAAAGCCCUUAGGUGACCUGAGCUUUGCUCUGUCGGAUAGCCAUGGAAAUAAUGCCCACGUGGUGUGCGACGUGCGUCACCCAGGAGACAGUUCACCAAUAAGCUGGACAGUGAAUACACGGACAGCACAAGGGUUGUCUAUUAAUGUAUCAUUGGCAACUGUCCUUGAGUGUGAGAUUGAUCGUGAAAAAUUGCAAAACCUUUGGCAAUUGGUUGCAUAUUACUAUGAAAGUCCUGCUAUUUUGGAGAGAGGUCAACAAAGAGCAAACACGAGCAAAACAACUUAUCAAUAUGCACAAGUUCCAAAUGAGAAUUCCCCUUAUUUUACAGACUUAAAGGGUUAUUUAGUAGGAGAGCCUACAUGGCUGCUUCAACACAGAGUCACUUUAAAGCUUAAUAGGCAGCAAACAACAACCAAGAAACUGGUGAUGGAUUUUACUACAGUGAUCACCAAGCGUAUUAACAGUCAUCAUAGAGGGCAGCAAGACAACACUGACAUUCCUUCUUCUUGGGCAAUGAUUAAUCGUGGAACUGCAGGACGUGUGAAAACUGCUCUGGAGGGCUCAGAGGUUCAUUUAAAAUGCAGUGUUGUCACUUCACAACAGGAUGUGAAAAUGGAGUGGAUGCUUCCAGAUUUGUCCAUUGUGGAGAGUAUUACUGAUAAAGUCAAAAUUGAUGACACAGGGGACCUUGUCAUAAUGAAUACAUCACAAUCUGACUCUGGCCUCUACCACUGUAUGAUCAGAACAAAAGCUGGAGUGGAUUUGAUGUCUCUGAGGCUUACUGUCAAAGAACGAUCACUGAGUCCCACUGCUUUCAAUGGUCAGAAAAUGAUAGUUGAAAAGGGAGGUUCAAUCUCUCUCCCAUGUGAAGUAACAUCAGUGCAACCCAGUCAAACUGUUUGGUACAUGCCCAAAAACAAAGUUCUUCUUCCCACACAAAAGACAAGAAAAGCAACAGUAAUGGAAAAUGGGACUUUGGUGGUAAAGAAAUUGAUGGAAGAGGAUUCAGGGGAGUAUAGUUGUUUGGCCUCAAAUCUCUAUGGCGUUGACAUGCUGUCACACAUAGUGGAAGUCACAGGGGAAAUGGUCUCCCAAAACUCUGAAGUAAAGACAGAAACAGAGCAGCAAAUCUUAAACACUGAUGAGGAAGAGGGUUCAGCGGGAGAUUACCAAGAAACUAGUCGGCGUUUUGUGACACAGGUUUCUAUGGAAGGAAAACAGCAUCGGAGUCCUGAAACAAACAAAAUCCCAAGGAAAGAUCUGAAACGAAAACCCACCAUUAUUGUGAAGAAAUUAGAUCCUAAUUACUGGGCGGAGGUUUUGGCUAAAACCAAUGCUAAACUACCCAUUUCACGGGCCUCAGAGUUGCCGCUACAAGAUUCCACCACUCAAAUUGUCCCAGCCACUUUGCCCAACCCUGCAACUACCAUUUCCUCCUUUCUAAUAUCCAGCAAUUUUCCCAUCACAACAAUUUCUGAUGUUAGGAUUGAGCCAACAACUUUUCUGUUGGAAACGCAACCAAAAACUUCACUGACCCCAUCUGCCAGAAGCACAGAGCCAUCCAAGCAGCAGGUUAUUGAGAUUACCGACAAAAACAAUGGCAUAACUGAGUCUUCAACUGUUGCAACCCAAGCCGAAAAAGCAGAAAACAGAAAUUAUGGUGAAGCUAAAAGGAAAUUUUUUCCUAGUAACUCCAGUCGGAGAAGGCCACCUUUCAGGCGUAGAAAACCUCCAAUGAGAAGAAUUAAACCUGAUCUGAAACCGUUCCGUCAUUCAUCAAACAUGCUUAAUUCUACAGUUUCCCCACCAACAAUCACAACAACUAUUACUACAGUCACUACCACUGCAAUUGGUAAGACAACAUCUGCACUACCUACAGUCACUGCUUACUACCGGACCGAGGAAGACAAAGUCGAUGAAAAAUCUAAUUACAAGGAUAGUGGUGGUUUGGAUGAAAAAAAAGAAUCAAACUCUGAAACACGUCAUACUCUUCAGGAUUUUAAAAAUAGGUUCACCGCAUUUCAAUCAGUUGUAGAAAAAGAAGCCAACUUAGAUAUUCCUCCAGAAGCACAUGUUUUACCUUAUACAAAAACAAAGACAGAAGUUAGUUCUCUCCCAACCAAAAUGACUCUUGUGGAAGAAACAGAGCAAGGUGGUUCAGAAAAGAUAUCUAAAGGAAAGAUGGUGGACCAUCUGGAAGAAAAAGGUCAGACUGAGGGAAUGCACAAAGCCCUCGAGAAAGUCAAAUCUGAGAAUGAGCUGGUCACCCAGAGUUACAAUAUGUGGCAUAAACCUCUUUCCACAAUCCAAACACCAAAACCAAACAGGCAUCCUUCACUGGAACAAAACAGACCAAACCAAACAAGAGGUUCAUCAUCCAAAGUGAUUACUUCACAUGUAAACAAAAACAAAACAAAAGAGGACAGUAUUUACAAGGAAAAUAUAGAGGUGGCUAGAGCAAGAACAAAGCCUGAAAUCCCCCAUGUUCCUAUAGUGCAGCCGAUUCACCCCUGGCUCCACCAGUACAACCAAGGACGAGAACAACCAACAUCUGCACAGGUGCUACAAACACACAAAGACGGAUAUUCAGAAAAACUGAGUGAAGUGGAUCUUAGUAGCCCUCCUUUCCCUCCCCACACUGCACCAACCUCCCGUUGGUCUACAAACCAUCAUCAUUAUCCUGUAUAUCCUCCUUGGCCAGGGCAACGGUCAUUUCUUUAUCCCAAACAAGGUGCUGUGCCACACAUUGUGCCCACACAGGAAGCCAGACCUCAGGGUCAAAACCCAGUUGCUACCAACAGACCGGAGAUCAUAGCUGAAACAGUAAAGCCCACACCCACUCACAGAAGCCAAGUCAGAGAUCAUCUCUUACUGUCAAGGCUGAGGAACAGAUACAGACAGGCGUACGUUGAUCGUCUCUCACAGCUUGGAAAAAUAAUGACACCAAAACCGCGCAUAAACUACGACAAUCCUGUAAACCCAAUUCAACCCAGUCCCAUACCGCUUAACCCAGUCAGAGCCUUCCUUCCCAGACCACAAGCACCAACACCCUCCAAUGCCUUGCGACCUCCAAACUUUGCUAAACCUACAGUGUCGGCAUUCUCUGGUUUCAAUUCAACCCCUCAUCCUCAGCAACCUACCAAAUCAGGAUUACAGCCAGGGAGUCAGUGGCCUGUUCGAGCUGGAAUUGGCUCUCGACAUCCAACUGCUGCACCUCCAUACCCACGGGUGUUCGGAGCUGGGGCUGGUGGGGCAAAACCCCGCAUCACCACAGUAAACAAAGCCAGUGUGUCAGUGCUGGCAGAGGGUGAUGCUGUUCUACAUUGUAAAGCAACAGGGAAUCCUGACCCUAGCAUUGCAUGGACAAAAGUAUCUACAGGUGCCACCAUACCAGCCAACACCAAGCAUGGUUCCCGUUUUGAAGUCUUCAAAAAUGGAACUUUUGUAAUUAAAACAGUCCAGCUUCAGGACAGAGGCCAGUACCUUUGCACUGCCCAGAAUAGGUUUGGAUCAGAUCGUAUGGUAAUCACGUUAGCAGUCCAGACUGAGGCCCCCAAGAUCCAACCUGCCAGGUCUACGGAAAUAGCAAUCUAUUUAGGAAAAAGUGUGACCCUUGAUUGCCUUGCUUCUGGAAAACCACCAGCCCAAAUUUCCUGGAUUCUACCAGAUGGCACAUUUGUUCGUGAAAUUGGGACUGUUCAUUCCCGACUUCCUCAAAUGUCACUACUUGUGAAUGGGACAUUGCAAAUGCCGUCAACAAAUUUCUCCAGUAAAGGAGACUAUAAAUGUAUUGCAAGCAAUGCAGCAGGUGCUGAUACAAUCAUUUAUCAUCUUCAUGUUGCAGCUUUGCCUCCAAGCAUCAGUGAAGCUGCAAGUGACACUGUGAUCAUUCCGGCAGGUAGGGGUCUAUAUGUCCAUUGUUCCUUGAAAGGUGAACCUUUUCCCACUUUGAAGUGGGCACUGCCAUCAGGGGUCCAUGUGAAGCCAUCACAGUUCCUGGGACAUCGGCUCUUUGUCUUUCCCAAUGGGACACUGUAUGUGAAAAAUGUCUCACCAGCUGAUGCAGGGAGGUAUGAAUGUUUGGCCGCAAACACUGUGGGCAUUGCCAAAAGAACUGUGCGGAUUGAAGUGAGGGCAGAUAGCUCCUCAAAUAGCCCCCAUCCUCCUGUUCUUUUCCCCCCUAUUCAGCAUCAUGCUGUUCCAUCCCGUCAGCACUCAGUGUCAGCUAUGUAUGGUUCUGCUGUUUACUUACACUGUCCAGAGUCUAGUGGAUACCCAAGGGGCACCAUCUGGCAACUACCCUCCAAAACCACCAUCGAGCAUCGAUACAGUCCAGAGAGACCAAUUAAAGUUUUCCGGAAUGGGACUCUGAGGAUACUUCAGCUAACAGAGCUGGAUGGCGGAAAUUAUCUGUGUAUCUUUCAGCGACCCAAUGGAGAGGACAUGGAGCUCUUUCGGGUGGAUGUCUUGAUGACGCCGCCCAGAAUCGAACAUGUGAGAACAGCACAAUCAAAAGUGAACUUUGGAGAAAAUGUCCAGGUGGAUUGUGUUGCAACAGGCCUCCCAGAUCCAGAAGUCUCUUGGAGCCUACCAGAUGGAACACUAAUCAACAAUGCACUUCAGUCUGACGACAGUGGCUAUCGCAACCGCCGAUAUGUUAUUUUUGACAAUGGAACAUUACUUCUCCAUCAAAUGGGCAAAAAAGAUGAGGGUGACUACACUUGUUAUGCAAAGAACAAACUGGGUAAAGAUGAGAGAAAAGUUAGUGUCAAAGUUGGACCAAACGCCCCAAGAAUUAGUUUUCAAUCCCAGUCACUGAUAACUGUGAAAUAUGGAGAGUUCGCUAAAAUGAGCUGUCAAGCAACAGGUGAACCAACACCAAGGAUCUUUUGGAUCUCACCACGUAACGAUGUGAUCCCAACAUCAUCAGACAAGUUUGACAUUAUGGAAAAUGGUAUGUUAGUGGUGAAAAGAGUAACGCUUGCUGAUGAAGGGAAAUAUGCAUGUGUGGCACGAAAUUCUGCUGGUGAUGACGUAAAAAAUGUACUUCUUGAGGUUGAAUUCCGGGAACCCUUUAUUAAUGGCAAAAAAGGAAAGACUUCCAGAAAUGUUGUCGGUGUUUCUUAUCAAACAGUGCUAUUGGACUGCAAGGUGGAAGGGAAACCUGUGCCAAAAGUUUGGUGGGUUACCCCUUAUGGCCACUCGCUUCAAACUUCCUACCUCAGCGGCCGCUUCCAAGUCCACCAAAAUGGCAGUUUGGAGGUGAGAGGGGCAAGGAAGACAGAUGGAGGCAGGUACAUGUGUAUGGCCAAAAACCAUCUAGGUGAAGCAUCAUUAGUAAUUGAAUUAGAUGUGGCGCCAAUAGCAGAGAAGCCAAGUUUCGCUGUUCCUAAUAUUGAAAUCAUAUCAAUUCAACAAUAUGGCAGGGAAUUGUACCUGCAGUGCCCUGCUCGUGGCAAGCCAAACCCUGAGUUUGUGUGGGUGCUACCUAAUGGAACAAUGUUAAUGCCUGGUUUUAGACUCCAACGCUUUACCCACCAUCAGGGCAACGGCACUCUGUGGAUCUCUCAGCUGGCUGCAAGCGAUAAGGGAGUUUACAGGUGUCUAGCAAAGAAUAUAGCGGGACAAGCAGAGAAGCGCUAUGCACUGGAAGCGGGCAGAAAGCCGACAAUCAGAGGACCCGCAGGUGGGAUAAAGAUCACCUACGGCCAAACUCUCAACUUGCCCUGCACUGUGGAAGGCUGGCCACAGGCGUCGAUCGCAUGGACCCUACCCAAUGGCUUCACUUUGGAUAAACCUCAGUCCGUUGGGCGAGUUACGUUUCUUGCCAAUGGGACCCUCCAGAUGAGGCAGAUUGCUACUUUUGACAAAGGGACAUAUAUAUGCAAAGCCUCAAAUGCAUUUGGCUCAUCAACAUUGUCAUACCCUAUCACGGUAAUGGUUCAUCCACCACGCGUCACCAGUAUGCUACCCUCCAUCACCAGAGUCAGUCGGGGAUCGCCAGUGAGGUUAAAUUGUGUUGCUACUGGUGUUCCCAAGCCAGAAAUUUCAUGGACUCUACCUGGCAGUACUACAUUGGUUCCACAUAACCACUACAUAGUCCAAGGAGGGAUCCACAUGACAGAGGAUGGUAGCUUGGUUAUUCAGAACCCUGUGCUCAUGAACUCUGGUAUCUAUAAAUGCAAUGCUAAAAAUGCCCUUGGAACAGAUUUUAAGUCUACAUACCUACAAGUGGUGUGAGUGUCAUGAUGUUACUUAUUUGUUGUGAGGAUUGUGAGGUUAAGGAGUUCUCCCAGCAGGGUUAAGACUUAAUGAUUUGUCCAUAAGGGCGUUAGUAACCGUCUAUUAUACAACAAUUAGGAUGCCAUGGAGAAAAGCCACUAGCUGUCUAGCCAUAGGCAGCCUGAUGUUUUGCAUUUAAUGUCCUCACCACACAUUAAAAUGCAUUGGGCGCGUUACCUCGACCUCUUACCUCUGGCUACAUGAUGCAGCUUUGGAUAAGUUGUGAUUUCAAUAAAAGGAUACUCUGAAGUGGGGACUGCAUUGUAAGAAUGGAUCUAUCUUGUAUGUACCCAUUUGAUGUACAUAGAAUGAAUUUGUUCUGUACAUGAUAGAAAAUCAUAUACUCAUACUGUAUAUUUGCAAAUCAUUUGUAUCAGUGGCAUUUAUUCAUGUGCAGUAAUGCAGGAAAAUAGUUAACAGACGUAUAGCAAAUUUUUGAAUGGUAGAUACACAGAUUAAGUCAAUUAAUGUGUCAAAGGCUUGGAAAUUAAAUCGCAUAGAUGGAGCCUCAUUGACAAUGUAGAACUUCUUUCUUUCAAUCACACUGCCGAUGUGCUUCAUGGGAGAAUAGGUCAUACCUAGAAAUCCUCGAUAUUGGCUUUCUUCUCUAUAUCCGAUAUGCCGAAACUGUCCAACACUUAAUUUGCAAUAUCGUUAUCUACCGAUACCGAUAAAUGCAGAGCUCUUCCCUCAAACUAAUGUCAGAUCACAUUUCAUGUAAUGAAUGAACAAGUGGUGAGUAGUGAAGGAAGACACCAUACUCUCCCCUCACAUAACUAGUGCUUUAAAGUCAUUGCAAAUUGCUUGUUUACAAUCCAAAUUCAAAAUUUGGAAAUGACUCCAGACCGCAGACGUACCGGGCUAGUAAGCUUGUUGCUCUCUGGAGCAUGGUGCAGUCUGAUGAGGUCAUGACUCAUACGCUGGUAAAGGUUACAUGCACACAUACCAAGCAUUAUCCAUUCAUCCAUGCAAUACCUUAUCCGAUAUAAUUCGGCAGAAAUACCAAUACGGGCGAUAACAUCAGUUGGUCGAUAGUAUUGGACAUACACUGGACAUACAGUCAUACCAGAUUCCCGAUCAAUCAAAGGUGGCCACUGACGAAGUCAAUGACAAAAUAUGCCCAUAUUAAUAUAAAAGUUUACUAUAUGAAAGUAAAUAUAUUCUAAAAAAGAUAAAUGCAGUCUCAUUAGCGAUUCUAAUGGGUUGGAUCUUAUUAUGACAGUGCUCAUGAAGGCAAUGCUUCACAAAGCCUAUUCAUUUAAGUCAUUCUCAGACUGUUCCUUCAUCACCACAAGAAUAAAAUGUUUGUACUGUAAGCACAUUUUAGAUUUCUAUCAGCUAUACUGCAAAGGCAGUGAUACCCUGAAAUAUUAUUUUGGGUACAUUAUUACAAUGGGUACGUUAUUACAAUGUGUAUGUUUAAAGAUGAUCAAUUUGCUUUUGUAUGGCAUCGGCAGACAGGUGAUGAUCAGUUGAUCUUAAAGAGGUCUACUGUAACCCUGCCUUCUCCUGUAGCACCACUCAGACGUUCGUGAUUGUGGUUUAACACACUUAGCAACAUUUACUUUAUGAUUGAUGAAGGGUGCCCUUCAGGAGGCUUAUGUAGGGUGGCCCAUGUGCUACAACCCUGUAGCAUAUCAUUUAUAUACAGUAAUUCCCUAGUUUAUCAAGAUUAAUUGCUAAGCGCUGGUGGUGUAGUUUUGAGCCAGCUGCAAACAGUCCCUUUCAUGAAAACACAUUAAAGUGUUUAAAGUGCACUUUGAAUUUGAAGUACAGUCGUUCCUCGUUUAUCGCAGUGAACUGGUUCCAGAAGUGAAUUUGGUGAUCUGGCAAUCACGUCUGCUGCUUGUCUCACUGAACAAAUACUGACACCUAGUGGCCAAUGUAGAAUACUACAUUCACAAUUAGAAUGCAAAGACACCGCAAGAAAGAAGGAGACACACUCCAAGACACACUCUUGGGUCACGACCCACCAGUUAAGAAUCACUGCCCUUGGGGACCUGAAAGAGAGGAACGGCCUCAAAAGUAGCCCGUGUUUUUAUUGUGCCUAUUGUGAGAUAAUUCAAUCAAGAGUGUUUCACCAAACAUUACAGUAGCACUGUUGACUCCUAGUUACAAGUGUAGAAUACUACAGUAUAUAGCGUCACGUCUUUGAAUGCGUCGUCUGAAUGCCUUGUAUUUGUAGUUUUCUCCAUGUAGCUGCUUCAGAAUGCUUAAUUUAGGAAAAAAGAAUGUAACAUUUGCUUAAAUAUGCACGUUUUUGCUAAUAAUAGGCCAUAUUCAACCACGACACAGCAUGAUUUAUUAAUUAAUAUGAAAACCGUGAGAGCGUGAAGCCUCGAAAUUUGAACCGCGAUGUGGCGAGGGACGACUGUAGUACAUAUCAUUUAAAAUGGCUUUUUCUUCAGGUUUUAGAGAUGAAAUCGGUUUCUAUCUUUGUUUGUUUUGUCGUGAAUCAGUCAUAAAGGAUACAAUUCAGGUUUAUGAUGUCCAGGAUUAUUGACGCAUUUAUCAUCACCAGUGUUUACUUAGGGAGUAUUUGCAUGAGCAGAAUAAAACGUGUUGUACGCAGAUGUGUAUACUGUGUAUAUAAAUGCAUGCUAUAUUUCAGUUAGUUUUCACCAGAAUGUGAAUGUCUCACUCUGUCUCACUUCCACACAAAUGAGUCUUUGACGACGGAAGAAGGCAGCUUUGUCAAACACAAAUGUUGGGAUUGUUCCUCACAUCUUGUGUUGCUGUGCAUGUGUGUGUGAGUGGGAGAUUAUGUUUAUGUUGCUUUGAGAAAAAGAGACUCUGUGCAAAAGAGAUUGUGUCUCUCUGGGGGAUUGUUCGCCGCCAUGAGUGUGUGUGUUGUGUGUAUAACAAAGACACUGACAAAAAAUGAGGGAAAGUGUGUUUCAUAUCAAAUACAAGUGUGUGUCAGAAUGGAGGCAAAGCCGCUUAAGUGUCUGGCAGCAUUUUUUUAUGCCAACAUUUUUGUAAAUGCUGAGUGACACAGAUCUUCUGUCUUAUGUUCAUACUUGCUCUCAAGUUGUAUUCUACAUUCUUGACAUUAUUGCCGUACAAGGUGCACAAGGCUUGGAUUAAUUUGUAAAAAAAAAAAAAAAAAACUGUCUGGGAGUUAUUAUUAAUAAAUCUGUACCUACCUAACGAGCAAUAAUUUACAAAGAAGAACGCAAUGAU